GGCAUGUUUCAUCCCGUCCCUCCUGCUGCUGCUGCUGCCCUUCGGAAGCCGUGUUUAUAAGCCCGCCCUCAUCCCAUCCCAAUUCUGCGUGAACAUCCCCACGAUUUCUAGCAUUUCCGCGCCCCCCUCCCCCCAACCAUGGCCGAAAACCACCAGCGAUCGUACCCGCCCCGGGCCAGCAGUCCCGACCUCUUCCUCCUGCCGUCACCACACUCCCACCGGGGAAGCCGCACAACGCUCACACCCUCCGCGCUGCUCCUGCGGUUGACACACCUGCAGAGCACCCUGCAACAGCGCCGCAAGACCCUCGCGGCCCUAUUCCUCCUCACCUUCAGCGUGCACACGCUGCUCUGGCCACCUCUGUCCCCCUCAGAGCCACACAUCCCCGCCGCCCUAUUGCUCUGGACGUUAUUCCUCCUGCCCACCUCCACGCCCUGGGUGUUAUCCCGCCUCCUCGCGCCAGCAUGGAUCUCGCUGUUAUUCCGUCUUCUCGCGGGUGUCCUCCCCGCGCUCGUCGCGCCCGUCUACGCCCUCUGGGCGCUAUCGGUAUACGGGUGGGCGACGCACGCCGGCGUCCGCGGGUACGCGGACGGCACGUGGGCAGUGAGCGAGGAGGCAGCGCGGAUACGGCAGGUACUGGCGGACGUGGAGGGCUCUGUUGGCGACUUUGCGACGCGGGUGUUGAGCCGCGUGUUGUGUGCUGAUGUGCGCGGGGGACGGGUCGUGGAGGGGACAAGCCGCCGAGAGGGCACCAGCUGGACAAAUGCUAGGUUGAUGGUUUUUCGCCCGCCCGCGGGGGAUAGGAAGGCGGUCUGGGCCGAGUUUGAGGGCUUCGUGGCUGCCGCAAAGAGUGAGAUUGCGAGUUUGAGUGCGGAGGUCGAGGGCUUGCUCGGUGUGAAAAGGAUGGGCGCGGAGGAGAUGGUGUAUAGGGAGCGGGUGAGGGUCUAUGUGGAGACCACGCUGGGUGUGUGGGAGGGGCUGUAUGCCGAGUUGAUGCAUCCGCACGGGAAGGAUGAGGCCGCGCGGCCAGAGGUUGGGGAGAGGUUGCCGAGGAGAGUUGCGAACGCCGUCAGGUGGUUUGAGGCCGUGGAGGAGAAGGGGAUUGAGGUUGUGGUUGUUGAUGAGGAGACCUGA
Tricharina praecox is the source of this 1134-nucleotide messenger RNA. RefSeq lists its product as uncharacterized. The record is from RefSeq and is a predicted model, not a curated record. NCBI's taxonomy places the organism in Eukaryota, Fungi, Ascomycota, Pezizomycetes, Pezizales, Pyronemataceae. The transcript has a single exon. The coding region runs from base 139 to 1134 and encodes 331 amino acids.